AUGACUUCCGGAAGACACAGGGCGCGUCAACCACAGUCUCAGAAGCUCACAGACAAGGAGAUUUUGGAGUUGAAGAACUACCUUCCUGAGUGGACUGCCGCCAAAAGGAGUGAGAAGAGGGGGAUUUUCACUGCCAUAGCAAGGGCGGCCAGGUUGUUUGCUCCUAAGGUGGACCAAAAACAAUGGAAAAAGAGGAAGCAGGUGUACAAGACUUGGUUGUUCAACAACAAGAAAAAGAAGGAAAGGAAGGACACCAUCAAGUAUGGGAGGAAAUGGAUGCCCAGGAUGGCGGCGGUGAAGAGAGUCAUGGCUGAAUUGGACGACGACGAGUUGGAGAAGGCGAAAGAAACAGCGGAAGAGUGGUCCAACAACUGUCUGCCUCCGGAGAUACAAGCACAAGUCGCCCGUAAGAAGGGUCCGGCAUAUAUGGAGCACUUUUUGAACGAGAUGUGGAGGCAAUGUGGGAUGAGAGUUUUUGUGAUGUCGGCUUGGAAGAAUGAAAAGGGAGAGGUGCUGUUCGGGAUGCAUGAUGAUAACGAGGCCUUAGGAGAUGGGGACAGCUUCAUGAAGACAAAGGACUGGGAGGACAUUGAGCCAGUGUGGCAGGAGUACGCGCAGGAACAGUUCGGUGCCGGGGCACGGGAUGGAGGACAUCAGGUCAAGGGAGGUCGAAAAAGAAUUCGAAAACCAGCUUUCGAACUCGAAAUGGAUGGGGAGGGUAUGCCACUCCUUCCCGACAUCACCGACACGAAACUUGAGGAGAAGAAGGCCAUAGUGAGGGCCUUUCUUACAUCGCACUAUCGGAUAUGUUCCGGGAAGGACAAGGCGGUUGUACCAUGGAGUGCCAUUGUACAAAGUCAGGAUGACUUCGUGGCCCGGACGUAUCUUCCGGCAGAUGUUGACUUGAAGGAGCCUUCAAAGCUGCAAAAUUGGGACACGACUGCCUUGCUCCAUUUCUGGCAUGCUCGGCAGGAAACAGGAGAAGGUCCCACAUUUCUGUUCAAAGCAUGGAAGAACAAAGAUGGGGACAUGGUACCAUCUGUCAUAUCUGGCAAGUCGCCCUCUCCUCAGACUUGUAUAGUGAGAAAGCAGCAGAGGGUUACCAUUCAAGGGCCUCGGGAUUCGUCGACAGAAGCCGAGAGUGAUAAGGAGAGUGCCACUAAUCAUACGGAGGAUGAUGUGGAUGAUGACCUGGCUGACGGGAGACAUCCGCUGAAGAAACCCAGGAUGGGAGGUCCUACACCAAAAGGGACGGCAGUCCCACGUGCAAUUCCAAAGCCUCGCCGGGCCAAGCCGGCCAAAAAAGGUGCAUUACUGACAUCAAGAAUGGGCGACCUCCUUGCUGGGUUAACUGAAGACGCGACCAGAGAAGUUAGAGAGGAUGUUGAAAUGGAAGAGAGUAUCACGCCGCUGGCACAGAAAAGGGGGCGGGGCAAGAAAGUCACAGUUGAACCAUCCACGAGGACGACCCGGAUACUAACGACCUAA
Messenger RNA from Suillus plorans, 1488 nucleotides. RefSeq lists its product as uncharacterized. The record is from RefSeq and is a predicted model, not a curated record. Bases 1 to 1488 code for a protein of 495 amino acids. The transcript has 7 exons. Lineage: Eukaryota; Fungi; Basidiomycota; Agaricomycetes; Boletales; Suillaceae.